Messenger RNA from Puccinia graminis f. sp. tritici CRL 75-36-700-3, 1428 nucleotides. RefSeq lists its product as uncharacterized. The record is from RefSeq and is a predicted model, not a curated record. Lineage: Eukaryota; Fungi; Basidiomycota; Pucciniomycetes; Pucciniales; Pucciniaceae. The transcript has 4 exons. The coding region runs from base 1 to 1428 and encodes 475 amino acids.
AUGGCUAUUUAUCGCAUCGCAUCGCAUCGUUUCACCGUUGUCAAGAGCAUUGAAAAAAAUUGCCGGAAGCAUUUCAGCAGCCAAGAAAAAUGGGAAGCAUUUGAAUCAGCAUGGAAGCAAUUGAGGCUGUUGCCUACUUUGAAGGAGUGCGAGGAGAAUUACGCCAAGCUCUCCAAAUUGUGGACUCCAGACACGGCCGCCUACUUGAUCACGGUAGUCCUUCCUCUGAAGGAGCACUUUGUCGCGUACUUAAUUGAUCGCCUCCCGCACUUUGAAAAUCACAUCACCUCCAGAGUUGAAAGUCUGCACACGUACAUCAAGAAAUUCAUCAACACAUCAACAGGCUCCUUUGCGGCUGUUGUCAAGCAAAUUCACUGGGCCAUUGAGAGCCAGCUCCAUGAAAGAUACAUUGAAUCUGUGCAACACCAUUACAAAAGACUGACCGGCCUGCCUCCUUCGAUUGCCAAUCUUAACGGUAUCAUCUCGCACUUUGCCUUGAAGAUUUUCCAUGUGUCUCACAUGGCCAAGGCACCGAAAACCACAUGCACUGGUAACUACUCGGCUCACAUGGGUAUUCCAUGCAUCCAUCAAGUCCACAACGCCAAAAUCGAGGGGACCAAGUUCACUUCUGAUGAUUUCCAUGCUCAGUGGCACGUCAAAACGGAUCUAGAUGUGGAACUCAGUGAAAACCAAGACGCCACAGAGACACAGCAGAAGAGCCAUGAAGACGCGUUCCUCAGCGAGGCCUUUGAAAAAUUCCAAUCCCUUCAACCUGGCAAACAACACUUCAUGCUAGGCAAAAUUCACAAACUGCUUGACGGAACACAUGCAACCAUUCCACUUGAGGAACCCAAGUUUGACAAGAAUCAUCGAUUCAAGGGCCGACCCAAAGGCUCCAAACGGAAACACAAAUUGAUGUCUUCAACCAAAAGGGACCCAUCUGGAUUUGAGUACGUCGAGGGGCAGAAGAAGAAACGAGGCAGCCCAAAGAAGGUGGCCAAAUUGGACGAGGGGCCCAAGCGCAAACCUGGGCAACCAAGGAAGAAAGCGGCCAAAAAGGAUGACACGGAUGAGUCAGAGGCCAUGGAAACAGACGAAGAGAGUGAGGAUGAUGCUUCAGAUGGAAUUGCAGCCCUUUGUGAAAACACAUUCACCGACGAGGAGCACUUGGAAGAAGAACCCAAGCUACCAACUGUUACCAAACCCUUACGAAUUAGGCCAAUCAAAUUAGUCAAGCCAAAACCCAAACCCAUCACUGAAGCAGACAAACCUGACGAAACUCCUUUGGGCGAGGCACUUACUUUGAGUACACACGAGAAUGUGGAUAUUGAUCUUUAUGAUUACAAAGACAGCAUCAAGCCAGCAGGAGUAAUACCACACAUCUUACACGUUAAAAACGUCAAAGGCGAUGGGAACUGUGGCGUUUGA